Epinephelus moara (kelp grouper) is the source of this 2600-nucleotide messenger RNA. RefSeq names its product vesicle associated membrane protein 1a (gene vamp1a). Gene Ontology annotation, molecular function: SNAP receptor activity; syntaxin binding. Gene Ontology annotation, cellular component: plasma membrane; SNARE complex. Gene Ontology annotation, biological process: vesicle-mediated transport; SNARE complex assembly; vesicle fusion. Bases 183 to 530 code for a protein of 115 amino acids. The transcript is spliced from 5 exons. The record is from RefSeq and is a predicted model, not a curated record. NCBI's taxonomy places the organism in Eukaryota, Metazoa, Chordata, Actinopteri, Perciformes, Serranidae.
UUGAGUUGUAGUUUUUUGGUCUUAUAGAAAAACUGAAUCACUGAAGGAGAGAAGCCUGAAGUCAUCCUUCAUUUAUAUUCAGCUUGGAUCUGUCUGUCUGUCUGUCUCUCUCUCUCUCUCUCUCUCUGUCUCACCCUCCCUCUCUCUCGGACUCAGAUUAUCUCCAUCAUCCUGCCGCUCAGAUGUCCACUCCAGAAGCAGGUACUCCCGGGGCCCCAGAGGGGGAGGGGGGCCCUCCGGCUCCAGCCCCGAACCUCACCAGCAACAGACGACUGCAGCAGACACAAGCACAGGUGGACGAGGUGGUGGACAUCAUGCGUGUGAAUGUGGACAAAGUCCUGGAGAGAGAUCAGAAGCUGUCGGAGCUGGACGACCGAGCCGACGCCCUACAGGCCGGAGCCUCGCAGUUUGAGAGCAGCGCCGCCAAACUCAAGAACAAGUACUGGUGGAAAAACUGCAAGAUGAUGAUCAUCAUGGCAGUUGUAGGUGUUAUAUGUUUUGGAGUCAUCUUCUUGUAUUUCUUCUACUGAGCUGCUCUUCAGGGAUGGACACACGAGUCGCAGGACGAGUCUGCACCAACGCUACCGAGCCAAAAUUGAGCCUCUCCUCAGCACUCCUCCAGCUCUUCACCCUCCUCUUCCUCACGGAUGCCUUCCUCAGAAACCUCCAUGCUUGAUCUGUAAUGUGCUCCAGUGCCUCCUUUUCUUCUCCGCUCCUCGUGGAAAACUUCUCUCGGGCAGGAAUCCUGAGUGAAUGUCAUAGUCUUGCUUUUUUUUUGGGUACCAGAUGGGACGGUUUAAAUUAUAAAUGAAUUAAAGAAAAGUCAAGCAGACUUUUCCCCCUUUUUAUUGCUGUAUUAUCCUGUGUGAAAAAUGAAAGUCAAAACUCUUUUUAAAAAAAAUAAUAUUUAGAAAAUUGGAAAUUGGGCCACAGAAAGUGAGAUUUAAAAGAAAAAAAGACUUUCCGGGCCAAGUUAAAGGAACAGGAAGUGAUCUGUGACCUUUUUAUUGGUUUCCACUGACCACCAGUAUGAACUGCUGGUCUCCAGUAUCUGACAAAGAGCCAUAAUAACCAGAAAGAAUCAAAAUCAUCCAACAGAAGGGUUUACAGGGGAGUUGUUAUGUCAAAUAACAUUUUAUUUAUUUAUUCAUUCAGUCAUUCCUUGGCUUUAAAACAAGUUUUUCUUACAGAAAAAGUUUUAGAGACACAAAACUAAUGUUGAGUCAGCUGCUCUGUCAUCUCCCAAUCUGUCCUUCUUUUUUAAUUUCUCUUUCGUUUCUUUCUUUUUGAUUUUAUUUUCGCUUUCUUUUUCUUUCUUUCUUUCUUUCUUUCUUUCUUUCUUUCUUUCUUUCUUUCUUUCUUUGUCUUUUUAUUUUAUUUAUUUCUUCAGUUUUUUGAAUUUCUUUUUAUUUUCUUGUCUUUUAUACAUUCUCUUUUUAAUUUUUCUCUUUUUCUUUAUAGAUUUCUCUCUUUUCUUUUAUUUUUUUUUCUUUCUUUCUAAUUUGUCUAAUCUUUUUAAAUUUCUUUCAUAAUUUCUUUUUCUUUCUCUUUUUAAUUUCUUCCUUGCUUUCUUUCUUUCUUUCUUUCUUUCUUUCUUUCUUCUUGUUAAAUUUUCUUUAUUUAUACAUCAGCAUGAGCAGCAGACAGGCCAGGAGAUAUUUUCCAUCAGAAAUUAAGAUAUUAAAGAUGCAGAAAUAUAAAUGAUAGUUUUGCCAUAAUUGCCAGAAAUUGAAAUGACAACUUGUGCACUGAUACGUGGAGGAUCUGGACUGAGAGUCCGUUAAAAAAACAGAUUGCAGUAAAUUAGAGUGACAGUUUAAGAAAUGGUUUAUAACAUAAUUUCCAUACAUAAUCCAUGUGAUAUAAAUUAACUCUUUUUUUGCAUGUAAUAAUUAGACUUUAAUAUUUAUCUGGUUCUAACUGAAUGAUAGUGAACACUGUGUUUCUUUUGUUUUGAUUUUUUUUUAUGAAAUUGAGUAACUAAAACAUCACUGAACAGUAUUUUAAUCCUGAGUUUGAGGAUUCCUGCUUUCUUUUCCUCUCUGUCCUCUUUGCUGUGUUGUACAGUAUUUUUCAGGAAAGCUGCCCCCCUGCUGUCAGUGUUGGUACUGCUGCUGAUGUUUGAGCAGAAAUUUCACUUCUUGCAGAACCACGACAAGAACAAAGUUGAUUUUUUUUCUCAGUUUGUCUGUCCAGCCUCAGUUUGAGUUGUUGUAACAGUUGUGAUGCAGAAACAGUCCUGAUUUUAUUUUUAUUGUCUCGUGAACCGACCUGACUUGUGUUUGUGCACUUCAGCUGUGGUUUGAAUGUUUGUGUGCUCUGCUUGAAUGUGACUCCUCUGUGUGUUUUUGAGGCAUUUUCUGAAUGAAACUGGUGAGACUGAAGAUAUUACAGAUAUGAUCAUUAAAAUGUAGAGAGAAACUGUGAGAUUUAAAACUGUGAGCAGGUACUGAGCAUUAAUCCCACUGUGUUUAGUGCUCCCUCAGUACUGCUGGAUAUCACAGGUAAAGAGAAGUGACAAACAUUUGACACUAAAACAUUACAGGCGCAUUAUUCUGAUUAUUGCCUGGGAUUCUAAUAAAUUAAUGUUUGCAGUGGAA